Funneliformis mosseae is the source of this 867-nucleotide messenger RNA. The record is from the annotation of a GenBank genome assembly. Lineage: Eukaryota; Fungi; Glomeromycota; Glomeromycetes; Glomerales; Glomeraceae.
AUGCCACCACUUUCUAAACUCCAAGGAAAAAAUGUCAUAAUCACGGGAGCAAGCGUGGGAAUUGGUGAAGAAAUGGCAUACAUAUGUGCUAAGCAUGGUGCUAAUAUCGUAAUAGCGUCUCGUAGAACAAAACUUUUAGAAAAAGUUGCGUCCGAGUGUAAUAAAAUAUCCCCAAAUCAACGAAUAAAGAUCGUUACAUGCGACCUCAAACAUGAAGAAGGCUGUGAAUAUUUAUUAAAUUCAUCAGUAAACUACUUUAAUGAAAUUAAUAAUAAAAAACCCGAAAUAGAUAUGUUAAUAUUGAAUCAUGCCAUGUCAUUAUUUGAACAUAUGGACUUUAAUAAUCCAGCAUUAAUGAUUGAAAAACUUCGAGAUAUAAUGAUGGCAAAUUUAAUUGGAUUUGCUACGUUGUCACACUUGGCCAUACCGCACAUGAUUUCUAAAAAAGGGGAAGAAUUUAAAUCAAUUAUAGUCUUAUCCUCAUUUAUGUCCAUGAUUUCAUUAGGAAUGUCGUGGGCGUAUUCCACUUCAAAAGCAGCAGUUAACUCAUAUUUCGUCUCAUUGAAUGAAGAAUUAGAAUAUCAAGGAUUACAAAAUCAAAUCAAAAUUACUUUAUGUUAUUUAGGAUCAAUUAAUACGAUUACAAUGAGGAACAAUACUGAUAAAUAUUUCCCAAAAUGGUUGAUUGAUCAUGUAGUUGUGAAUGCUGAAGAAACCGCAAAAAUAAUCUUACAAAGUGGAUUAAAUGGGCAAAAAGAAUUAUGGUAUCCUAGUUAUGGCGUUUUGUUUAGAUAUGCUUACGGAAUCUUUCCGGGAAUAAUGAGAAAAUUAGGGUUCCUAAUACAAAAACACCUAAUGACAAAUUAG